AAGUACUCAAAUUUAUUCAUCUAGUGCUCUAUGAGGUAUUUUAUCACAAUGUCAGUUUCGGAAUCUAGAAAAAUCAGUAUCUCGCAACACAUCGGCAGAAUGAAUUCAGAUAUAGAUCUAAGCUCUGAGGAGUACCAAGAACCCUGCAACACACUCUCAACGGAGUUCACAACCAUUGAGGAUGCGCCUCUAACCACCUCAACCCCGAUCCGCACUACAGGUGUGAUCGGUGUGCUUCCCCGUGUUUCAGUGGCCAUUGACUCGCCAUUUUUAUGUCGCAUACCACGAUCUCUAGCUCACAUCAAGGGUCGGCAAGGUGCACCUUCGCACCCUUUCAGUGGCUACGCCUCUCCGUUUUUUCCUCGCAUACCCAGAAAAUUUGAACACAUCAAGGGACGACCAGGUAUAAGAAUGACCCGAGGUUUUUAUCAGAACACAAGUGAUACUACCAAAACAGUUGGCCAUGAGCACAUGUUUGAAGCUGAAGUGAUAGACGAGGAAGUUUUUGGAUCAGCCGUGGAAGCCCUUGGGUCGGCAGUUGGAGUCCUUGGAACAACUAUGACAUUCCUUGGAUCAGCUACUGGUUCGGAGGAGCAGCAGGUGGUAGAGCCACAAGCCGAGCCGGAGGCGGAGAACACGGCAGAUAAAAAAGGCAGAUACCUGUGUUCUAUAUCAUAAGUUAAACCAAAUAUCUGUUAAAGAAGACACGAAACUGUUGCUGCUGUUGCUUAUAAUACCACAUAGUGGGCUACAAAAACCUGACAUUGACUUAAAGAACAAACGGAACAGUUGCUGCUGUUGAUCAUAAUACCACAUAAUGUACUUUAAAAUCCUGACAUUAACUUUGGCGCUGCAGUCAUUAAAUAAAAUAUUAUA
Drosophila miranda is the source of this 876-nucleotide messenger RNA. RefSeq lists its product as uncharacterized. The transcript is spliced from 3 exons. Lineage: Eukaryota; Metazoa; Arthropoda; Insecta; Diptera; Drosophilidae. The record is from RefSeq and is a predicted model, not a curated record. The coding region runs from base 31 to 678 and encodes 215 amino acids.